AUGAUGAAUUUGCGGUUGCUGUUGUUGAUGGAGCAAGAUGUGUUGGAUCCACCUGAAGAUUGUUUUCGCAUCAGGAUGGUUAUUAUGCUUCUGGAAACAUGCGGGCACUAUUUUGAUCGAGGUUCAUCAAGGAGGAAACUAGAUCCAUUUUUAAUUCAUUUUCAGCGGUACAUAUUGAGCAAAGAUGCAUUGCCACUGGAUAUUGAGUUUGACUUGCAGGACUUAUUUGCAGAUUUACGCCCUAACAUGACCCGAUAUUCAUCCAUUGAGGAAGUCAAUGCAGCUUUAAUUGAACUUGAGGAGCAUGGGCAUAGAGUUUCAAGUGAUAAGGGCAAUAGUGAGAAGCACUUGGAUAUGGAAAAACCUCUAUGCAAGAGUACUUCUGGCAGCAUCUCAUUGAAUGGGCAAAGUCUCACAAAUGGUAUUGACGAAAAUGGGGAAGUGCAUGAAGAGAUCCUUGGGGACACUGAAAGUGAUUCAGGAAGUGGCACCCUUGACCCAGAUUGGCACGAUGAGGAUGAAGAGUCAGAUGAAGAGAAUCAUGAUGAUGGAUGUGACAGCGAGGAUGAUUAUGAUGAUGCAUUGCAUCCCGCUUCAGAGGAGGAUGGUGAAGUCCAUGUAAGGCAGAAGGUGACACAGGUGGACCCUCAAGAGGAAGCUGAAGUUGACCGAGAAUUCAGAGCUCUAAUGCAGGAAAGCUUGGAUUCCCGAAAGCUGGAACUGCAGGCCCGGCCAACGUUGAACAUGAUGAUUCAAAUGAAUGUGUUUGAAGGAUCGGCCAAGGAUCAUCAUGGAAGGGGUGUUGAGGGGGAAAGUGGUGAUGAGACGUUAGAUGAAGAGGCUGGAGGAAGCAAAGAAGUUCGCGUGAAAGUGCUUGUGAAGCAUGGAAACAAGCAACAAACAAGGCAGAUGUACAUUCCCCGGGAAUCUUCGCUUGUCCAGAGCACAAAACAGAAGGAAGCUGCUGAGCUCGAAGAGAAACAAGACAUCAAGAGGCUGGUCUUGGAGUAUAACGAUAGUGAAGAGGAAGAGCUUAAUGAGUUGGGGACCCAACCAUUUAGCUGGACCCAAAGUGGGGGUGGCAGAGUUUCCAACUGGAGCCACACAUGGGAAGGACACGGUAGUAGGGCUGUUGGAUCACAUCACCGGCAUCAUCAUCAUUCAGGUGGUGGACUAUACAAUAGCAGAAGGAAAUGACAUAUUUGAACCUGAACAAGAAUUAUAGAGACAACAUCAGCAUUCUCAGCUCUCCUCACUUAUCAAAUCAGUGCAUCAUUUUCUGAGACGACUCUGAAUAUUAGAAGUUCAAUUGCAGUUCUACGCGAUAUUCUGCUCCAGUGAUGGAGAUCACAUACAGCAUUUGGACUAACUUGUCUUCUCCUUACAUGUACCACCAAAGGUUGGAAUCCAAGGUCCAUAUGUUGCUAUAGGAAGGUGGCCAGUUGAAGAGAGAUGUAAAGGAGUUGAUAUAUAUGAGGGUCUAGUGGUGGUUUUAGAUGUGUAUAGGGUUCUGCUGAAACUGUUAUUUAACACGAGAUGUGAUUUUAGAUGCUACUAACCUGUUCAUAUUUGUCAAUAUACAUAGAGAAUUUGAUAACUAAUUCUCUGGUCUUGUGGUAAAGAUAUACCAGAAAAAUAUAGAGCUUCUGUAAUUUCAUUCAUCUGAAACUGUUUUGG
Molecule: messenger RNA, 1677 nt
Organism: Ilex paraguariensis (yerba mate)
Lineage: Eukaryota; Viridiplantae; Streptophyta; Magnoliopsida; Aquifoliales; Aquifoliaceae
Source: the annotation of a GenBank genome assembly